Podarcis raffonei (Aeolian wall lizard) is the source of this 936-nucleotide messenger RNA. Its product is annotated as olfactory receptor 13G1-like. NCBI's taxonomy places the organism in Eukaryota, Metazoa, Chordata, Lepidosauria, Squamata, Lacertidae. Gene Ontology annotation, biological process: G protein-coupled receptor signaling pathway. Gene Ontology annotation, cellular component: membrane. The record is from RefSeq and is a predicted model, not a curated record. Gene Ontology annotation, molecular function: G protein-coupled receptor activity; olfactory receptor activity. The coding region runs from base 1 to 936 and encodes 311 amino acids. The transcript has a single exon.
AUGAAGAACCAUUCUACCAUUACAGAGUUCAUCCUGGAGGGUCUUUCCAGCUCCCCUGAACAUCAGAUAUUUAUAUUUUGGGCAUUCACCUUCAUCUAUACAGCAGCAUUGGUAGGCAAUGUCCUCAUCAUCCUUGCCAUCUGCACGUGUAGCAAACUCCACACGCCAAUGUAUUUUCUUCUCAUCAAUUUGUCUAUAAUAAAUGUGUGUUCUAUUUCUGUUACAGUUCCCAAAAUGCUGCAAACUAUUUUUGCACCAAGAAAGACAAUUGCACUUCCCGGUUGCAUUGCACAGGUCUUUCUCUUCACCUUGGCUCUAGGGACUGAGCUCCUGCUCCUUGCAUUCAUGGCUUUUGACCGCUAUGCUGCUAUCUGCCAUCCUUUCCAGUACUCAAACAUCAUGAGGACUGAGUUUUGCAUUGGGGCAAUGGCUGGACUAUGGCUAAUAGGCUUGGUAAAUUCUGCAGUACACACAGGACUGGUAGCACAGCUUUCCUUCUGUAACUCCAACAUCAUCAACCAUUUCUUCUGUGAGCUACCACCUAUGUUCAAGAUCUCUUGCUCAGACACAAGUCUGAAUGAAAUGAUGGUUUUUGCAGCUUCUGUGCUAAUUGCAAUAGGUAGUUGUGCCUUAACAUUAACAUCGUAUGGAUUUAUCCUAAGAACCAUAGUCAAAAUCCGCUCAACAGAAGGGAAGAAGAAAGCCUUCUCUACAUGUUCUUCCCAUCUCUUAGUUGUAAGCUUUUACUAUUCCACAAUUAUCUACACUUUCCUUCGGCCUGCCUCAGCCUACUCCUUAGAAGAAGACAAGGUUAUUGCUAUCCUUUACUCAGUAGUAACUCCAGUCCUCAAUCCACUCAUAUACUCUCUGAGAAACACUGAUGUUAAAGAAGCUCUUGCAAAGCUAGUAGGUAGAAGGCUCUUCCAGAGAGAGUAG